AUGUCUACAAGUGAGCAAGAUGGAAGCGAUUCCAAUUUGGAAUCUCCCUUUUCUCAAUCUGAUUCACCGUACAGUUCGCCGUCUCAUCAAGUUCCACAGCUAGCCAAUAUCAUUUCGGAGUUAUCAUGUGCCGAGAAUGCAAAUAUGCCGAAAGGCAACAUGCCAUAUCUCUAUAUUGUGGAACAGCCACAGAACCACUUUAGAUUCAGAUACAAAAGUGAAAUGAUUGGAACGCAUGGUUGUCUCUUGGGAAAGUCAUGUGCCCCAAGUAAAUCCAAAUCACAUCCUACUGUUGAGCUUAGAAACUAUACUGGGAGGGCGCUUGUAAGAUGUAGGUUAGCAAGGCAUGAUUCUACUGAUGAACACCCUCAUAAAUUACUAGAAGAAGACCAGGAUAGAGACGUCCACAGCUGGUUACCGGAAAAAGGAAGCUAUCGUGUCGCAUUUAGGGGAAUGGGUAUAAUACACACGGCGAAAAAAGAUGUUCCCGCUCUAUUGUACAAAAGAUAUGCCUCAGAGAAACCAGAGACAGCUUUUAAUGAAAAUAAGCUGAGAUUGAAAUGCGAGAACGAGGCGAAGAAUAUUAAUUUGAAUAUAGUGAGAUUGAAGUUCAGUGCUCACGACCCAAGCACAGAUGCUGAGAUUUGUCCACCAGUUUACUCAGAGUGUAUACAUAAUAUGAAGAGCGCAGCAACCAAUGAUCUUAAGAUCUGUCGUAUGAGCCGUUGUUACGGCCGACCGAAAGGCAAAGAGGAUGUCUUCAUAUUUGUUGAAAAAGUUAAUAAGAAAAACAUACUGAUAAACUUCUUCGAACUGGACAAAUAUGGAGAAAGGGUUUGGUCUAAAAAGGCGACUUUCUUGCAGAGCGACGUACAUCACCAAUACGGAAUUGUAUUCAGGACACCAGAAUACCGUAACUUACAAAUAACAUCGGAUGCCAAGGUUUUCAUAGAAUUAGUUAGACCGAGCGAUGGCAGGACCAGUGAACCGAAGGAGUUUACAUACAAAGCUGAAACCAUAUUCAGACAGAAUAAAAAAAGGAAAGCUAACUCAUCAUUCUCCUCUAUAGGAAGUUCAGGUAGUUCAAUAAAAAGUUUCAGCGACCUGCCAGCAACUGUUGAGUAUGCUAAUCAAAUUGUUGAAUUCAAUAAUAUGACUAAUAAUGAUAUUGACAUAACGGAACAACCGCCGGUUGCGCCUAUAUACCAUUUCAAACCAUCUAAGUACGGCCCGUGGUGUAGUGUUAUGGUGUGUGCGUGCUAUGGCCGUGAGUAUAGGAUCAUUGAUGGUGGGUCCGCGGAAGGUGUGUCCGUAGCGGCUGACCAGCGACCCGAAAGGACUGAAACCUAUCACAUGCUGGUGCCGCUGAGCGAACUAUCAGCUCCGAUUGGAUUAACUGAGGGUGGAUCUCUAUCUGUAGUGACACUGUUCUUCAUGCACUGGCCCAUGGGGCUCAAUGAGAACUACACUCACUCAGCCGUGGACUACUUGGACUAUUGGCGCGGGCUGGAGGGGGUGGUGAGGCUCGGGCUCGCUAAGAACAUAGGCCUGUCCAACUUCAACCAGCACCCGAUACAGAGGGUCCUCACCGAGGGCAGCAUCAAACCUGUGACGCUGCAGAUAGAGAUCCACCCUCAUCCGUUCGGGUCGCUGGUCAGCCGCUACGGACACACCUUCCGCGGACCCACCAUCAAUGAUCCUAUACUCACGGCCAUAGCACGCACACACCAUAACACUACACCACGGGCCGUACUUAGAUGGCUGGUGGACAGAAAGGUACCUCAAAAUCAAAUAGCCCCAACAGAUGACUCUAUGAUGGCGGAAGCUUUAUUGCAUUCGUGUGUGGGUUCAAAUCCCAUCCAAUCCAAAGCUAUGAGCCCUCUCCUGAGUCAACCGAACGUGCCCGAACCUCCCGUACUGCAACUUCACUCGUCUGAAUUGGACAGAGUUCUUGAGCAAGACAUCGAUUUGCUCAGUGAAGAUAAGAAACGAUUUUUCAGUACUGAACUCUCCGAAUACUUCGAACAAUAUGACGGAGUUGAGCCCAGCACGAUGGAGUGGAUCAAAGCGUCAAUGAUGGUCUCCGAUUCUGGAAAACGAAUCGAGAAGAAAACAAACUGCAAGGAAUCAGUGAAGGCGGAGAUAAAAGAUGACCCGCAAAACAAAGUCAUAAGAAAACCACCAAGUGAAUAUUCCGCGCUCUACAAAGCUGAAGACGGUGUUGAAGUUCAGAAACUCAUCAAGGAACUAUGUGAAAUGAUGAGGAACAAGGAUGGUUGUAAGAAGCAGGAUGUGAGAAACAAGUUGGACAGGCUGUUCGAGAUGAGACUAUCCAAUGGUGACACUUUUCUCCACUUGACCUUGAGUAGUAAUCAGCCGAGCUUGGAGUAUAUUGUGAAGUUGAUUUAUAAUAUGAAGAUGACUAAGUUGUUAAACUUAAAGAACAAUCAAAUGCAGACUGUAUUACAUCUGGCUAUUAUCAAUGAUUCGCCGAAAUUAGUCUCUUUCCUUGUAUCAAAAGGUUGUAAUCCGAUGGAAGAAGACAAUGAAGGAAAUAAUGCACUUCAUUAUGCUGUCAUAUGUCAGACUUGCCUUGGACCUCUUUUAGAAUCCAUCAAGAAUAAUAACAUCAGCUACGAUAUAAACGCUUACAACAAUGAGAAACAGACAGCUUUACAUCUAUCAUCGGUGUACGGUUGUCGUAAGAGCGUGGCCUUGUUAUUAUCUGCCGGUGCCAAGUGGGACGCUCGCGAUGGAGACGGUCGUACAGCCCUCCACCUCGCCGUACUUGACGACUGUUUGUCAGUAGCCACUGAACUGCUAGAGAAGCCGGUGGAUGUAGACGCCUUGGAUGGAAAAGGCUACACAGCACUUCAGAUUGCCUGCGAUAGUGUGAUGAGAGAAAACACUUUAGAGAUUGUUAAACUUUUACUAGACAAGAAGGCAGAUCCUCUGAAACACGAAGAAAACAACCAUUCUGCAUGGAGACUGGCGCGAGAUAAGCCAGAACUAGCAACACUUAUGGAAAAAUAUAUUAGUCCAGAAAAAAAUAUAGAAUUAGAUAUUAAAUCUGAGCCGGACGACGAAUAUGACUCAGAAGAAAAGGAUACAGAAUCGGAUCUUACAGCAUUACCAAUGUAUAUCAAUCGAGUUGCAGUCUUACUUGAUAAUAAUGGAGGUUGGAAGGAAUUAAUGAGAAGGCUUGAUAAGGAUUCCUAUUGCUCCUGGUAUAAAGCCGCAGACAGUCCCACAAAAACACUCUUAGAUCAUCUUAAGAGUUGCAAUGAUGGUGUGUCUUCAAAGUCUUUAGCGUUGUUAUUAGAUGACAUCGGACAACGCGAAGCAGCAACAAUUAUUAAAGCCUGUAUAGGUGAACCAAUUAAGAACCUUAAGUGA
Molecule: messenger RNA, 3396 nt
Organism: Danaus chrysippus (African queen)
Lineage: Eukaryota; Metazoa; Arthropoda; Insecta; Lepidoptera; Nymphalidae
Source: the annotation of a GenBank genome assembly